UUGUUGCUCAGCCUCGCUCUGGACCAGAGUUGGCAGGGUUGGGUCUACUAUUUCUCCCAGCUAGUCUUAUAGUCUUAUAGCCUACUGAGAGGUGACUGCGUGACCUUCGUCGUUUCUCAAGGAGAAGCACAUCAUUUUUGUAUCAUGUGAGUUAAAGACUUUAGUCCCCACCAAACUGCAGGGACGCAGGGCAGUUGACGCAUUCGUUUUCGCGGAGCACACACACACACAUUCAGACUCACACACACACUGACAUACACAUACAAACUGCGAAUGAGCAGAGAGCCUGCUAGGACGGAGCAUAGCCGGGACAUCAACACGUAACGAAACAGCGAGCGGUUUUCCUGAGCUAUUUUAAAGCUGGUCGGCUCGCUAGCUGACAGCAAACCAGGCAUGGACGACAAGUCUUUCACCAAGGAGUUGGACGGAUGGAUUGAACAACUGAACGAGUGCAAACAGCUGAGUGAGAACCAGGUCAAAGUCCUAUGUGAAAAGGCCAAGGAGAUCCUUACGAAGGAGUCCAACGUGCAGGAGGUGAGAUGUCCAGUGACAGUCUGCGGAGAUGUCCAUGGUCAGUUUCAUGACCUAAUGGAGCUGUUUAAGAUCGGGGGCAAGUCUCCAGACACUAAUUAUCUCUUCAUGGGAGAUUAUGUUGACAGAGGCUACUAUUCUGUGGAGACAGUUACUCUCCUGGUUUCUCUAAAGGUAAGGUUCCGUGAACGAAUCACAAUUCUCAGAGGGAACCAUGAGAGCAGACAGAUCACACAGGUUUACGGCUUCUACGACGAGUGCUUAAGAAAAUAUGGGAAUGCUAAUGUUUGGAAGUACUUCACAGAUCUGUUUGACUAUCUGCCCCUUACUGCGCUGGUAGAUAACCAGAUCUUCUGCCUCCAUGGAGGAUUGUCCCCUUCAAUAGACACACUGGAACACAUCAGAGCGCUGGAUCGCCUGCAGGAGGUUCCUCAUGAGGGUCCAAUGUGUGACUUGUUAUGGUCAGACCCAGAUGACCGUGGUGGCUGGGGCAUCUCACCCCGUGGUGCUGGUUACACCUUCGGGCAAGACAUUUCCGAGACCUUCAACCAUGCAAACGGCCUAACUUUGGUUUCGAGAGCCCACCAGCUGGUGAUGGAGGGUUAUAAUUGGUGCCACGACCGCAAUGUAGUGACGAUCUUCAGUGCACCAAACUAUUGUUACCGCUGUGGAAACCAGGCGGCAAUCAUGGAACUUGAUGACACAUUGAAAUACUCCUUCCUACAGUUUGACCCUGCACCACGCAGAGGGGAGCCUCAUGUGACGCGGCGUACACCAGACUAUUUCCUGUAAAGAUCACUGGGGGGGAUGGCAAGAGGCUACACACAGCAUUCAUAACCCUAUGGACCAAAACAUGUGUGCCAUAAUCACAAUGAAAUGGAAACUAUCACAUCUAGCUAAAGACCACAUCCUUUCAACUUUUUCCUCUCUGUGCAUGAUGUUUUUAUUGCUAGAAAUGAUUGCUACUAUGAACAAUACCAUCACAAUACCUGCUGGUUUGUCAGGAAACACGAAUGCUGAGAAUAACAACUAAAUGUAAGUAAUAUUUGUGUUAGAGUGUUAAUGAUGAGUGUUUCCAUAUACAGUAUGUAAGCUGCAUCUUUCACUUGGCAUGGCCUCAAACCAGAGGUUGCAGUAAAUAUAAUGUAAACUCUUUUUCUUUUUGUAACUGAAGCGCAACAGUUUAUUUUGUGAAGUGAGAUGAUAGCGUUAGACGUCGGAAAUGAGUAUGUUCUCUUUGCACUUUUGUAUUUGAUUUUUAUCACAUGGCACUGACAAACUAUGUUCUUUUUUAUACCCUGUUUAAGUGUAAGUAGCUCUCUUUCUGCUCUGCUGUCUCUUACGGGAGUUAAUGUUAUUCAUUUAAGUAGGCAAUAUUGGUACAAAUGACAUCAGUUGUAAAAAAAAAACCCAAAACCUUAACAUAAUGUUUUGCAGCCACAGGUAUACAAAAUAAAGACUGAAGUUGCUUCGUCAUUUACUUCAUUUAGGCAGUUUGUGGCGUUAUUCCCUCUCAACAAUCACCACUAGAUGGAAACAGACAUCCAAUAACUUCUGAUGAGCAACUCUUAAUAGGAUAAUCAGCACAGUGACUAUCAGACUGACUAUGAAUGAAUGCAGGAAACUGGAUAUGUUUAUGUAUAUAUUUAUCUUAAAUUUUAUUACAGAUAUUUGGUAUGUCAUGAUUAUAAAACAUGAGAAAGGUAAGACUGUUCUUUUGCUUUUUUUAUUAAAUCUAUACAUUGAUUUCUUUAUUUUAUUUUCAUGUAUUUAUUUUUCAUUUAAUUUCAGGAACUUGGUAUAUCAUGAUUGUGAAGUAAGACUGCUGGUUUGCCAAAGAUGACCCAUUUUUCUUUUUUGUUUAAUGAUUUCUCACUUAUUUAUUUAAACAAUAGUCAAAUCAUGCUUUGCUUGUUUUAAGGGACAUUUAUGUUUUCACAAGGCGUUACUAUUGCCCAUUAAUGUCGGGCUUUCGUGUGGAAAUCCAAAGUUUUACCAGUUAUUAAUGAUUUACUGCCUGUGAAUCAAUGUGUCACAAAUGUCACAGCAUUGCCGGAUGUGUUGCUCAACUCGCUGUCAAAAAUAAAAGCCUCUUUGAAAAUACAAA
Molecule: messenger RNA, 2638 nt
Organism: Centropristis striata (black sea bass)
Lineage: Eukaryota; Metazoa; Chordata; Actinopteri; Perciformes; Serranidae
Product: serine/threonine-protein phosphatase 2A catalytic subunit alpha isoform-like
Exons: 7
Coding region: 394-1323 (309 amino acids)
Biological process (GO): peptidyl-serine dephosphorylation; mitotic cell cycle
Cellular component (GO): cytosol
Molecular function (GO): protein serine/threonine phosphatase activity
Source: RefSeq, a predicted model, not a curated record